This is a messenger RNA of Trichobilharzia regenti, 408 nucleotides long. The record is from the annotation of a GenBank genome assembly. Lineage: Eukaryota; Metazoa; Platyhelminthes; Trematoda; Strigeidida; Schistosomatidae.
AUGAGUACUGGAGUUAAAUGUCACAGGUCUUGCAUUGAGGCUUUCGAAGAUCUGAAGCGUAAUAAAAAUCAUCGUUACAUUCUUUUCCAUAUUGAAAACAAACAAGAAAUAAAAGUUCUACAUCAAGCUAAUAGAAGUGCGACAUACGAAGAUUUCAAGAAUGAUUUGGUAACAGCUAUGAAUGAGGGUCAGGGUCGUUAUGCAGUUUACGACUAUGAAUGCGAAGGGAAAUUGCCCACACUAGUCUUCAUUUUGUGGGUCCCAUCAUCAUUGGAUGUGAAGAUGAGAAUGAUUUAUGCUGCUUCAAAGGAUGCCUUAAAAACAAGCCUAAUUGGUAUUAAACGUGAGCUGGAAGCAAAUGAUUUGGAAGAAAUUGAAGAAGAGGAGGUUCGAAAGAAAGCCCAAUAA